GCGCUUGACACAUUCUGUUUAGGACUCAGUAUUCCAUCAUCCUUUGCAUGUAGGCGGUGCUUUGUUCCCAGGGUUCUUUGCAGUAACCUUUGACCUAUCGCUCAGAGAGACGUGGCGGAACUGUUCAACUGGAAAGGGAUCCUGCGGCGACAUGGAGCUUGAAGCAAUGAGCAGAUAUACAAGUCCGGUGAAUCCGGCAGUAUUCCCCCAUCUCACGGUUGUCCUGCUAGCAAUCGGCAUGUUCUUCACAGCAUGGUUUUUUGUCUAUGAAGUGACCUCUACAAAAUACACACGAGACGUGUACAAAGAACUACUUAUCUCCUUAGUGGCGUCACUUUUUAUGGGAUUCGGAGUCCUGUUUUUGCUCUUGUGGGUUGGGAUAUACGUCUGACAAAAGCAGAUUUCAGAAUUUGUUUUCUUGUUUACCUCUCUGUGUGGGACCUGCUCUGGCCUGGAUUUUGGUGUCACUGCACUAUUUUUGUUUGCGAUGGAGAUUUCCACCCUUUUUAUGGUGAAUUACCAGCCGGUUACAAUAAAACUUUCUUACUUUAAGUUACCAUA
Messenger RNA from Bombina bombina (fire-bellied toad), 561 nucleotides. It is a transcript of the gene TMEM258, whose product is annotated as transmembrane protein 258. The transcript has 4 exons. Bases 152 to 391 code for a protein of 79 amino acids. Gene Ontology annotation, cellular component: membrane-bounded organelle. The record is from RefSeq and is a predicted model, not a curated record. NCBI's taxonomy places the organism in Eukaryota, Metazoa, Chordata, Amphibia, Anura, Bombinatoridae. Gene Ontology annotation, biological process: protein N-linked glycosylation.